AUGGCGUCGGGUACCUGGAUCCAUGUGAGCUAUUUCACAAAGCUUCACGAUGCAACAUCAUGCACGCAAUACGGUAGAACGCAAGCGGCCGACCGGGCCCUGGCAGGCACGACACCGGAGGUGGUCCCGGAGCACACGGAAGAUGCGCAACUAUCCAACGUUGCAUGGGAAAGCUACGAUCGGAGAGACAUCGGUGUGACCGGGAGAGACCGUCUUAGUUCACAUGGGAGACACAAGCAUCGCACCGAUCGCCCGUCAACGGCCCAGCCUCCCUGCUCCUCCUCUUCCCCCCUCGAGAGCAGACUUCUUCCCUUGCGGAAGUGGCCCGAUGCCAUGUUUAGCAACGCGGCGAAUGCAUGUCGUGGUGACGCGCACGGGGAUGGUCCCUGCAGUGGCCCGCUCGUAGGGUGGCACAAGGGCCUAUUCCCUUGGAUCCCAUCGGGCGGUCAAGGCCAUCGCCCGUCUGCAGAAGCAGGAGGCCGCCCCAGACCGCUCUCUUGGAAUUUUGUUGAGGGCCGUGGUGGCGAUGUGGACAAUUGGGGAGACGGCAACGCAAGGCGUGGAAGUGGCAUUCUUUGUCUCGGGUGCCACGGCGCGACUGUGAUUGAGCUGCUCGUAACCCCGCAGAACGAUGUCGUGGUCGUCUAG
Molecule: messenger RNA, 648 nt
Organism: Ilyonectria robusta
Lineage: Eukaryota; Fungi; Ascomycota; Sordariomycetes; Hypocreales; Nectriaceae
Exons: 2
Coding region: 1-648 (215 amino acids)
Source: RefSeq, a predicted model, not a curated record